AUGGAUUACAACAUCAAUAAAAUCGCAACUAAUGAGGAAAUUUUGGAAGCGUUGGACCCUGUUCCAAACUUCACUUCGAGAGAUGACAUUAAACCUUGGAUCCAUGAAAAUUUGGACCCAAGAGGUAUAAGUUUAGUUAUUGAAAGAUCAGAUGCUUCCAAAGUUGUGUUCAAAUGUAAAAAUCUUCACAGAAAAUCAUCAGCUCCAAGAACUACAACAACAAAAAUUGUCAAUGGGAAACCCGUUUUGAAAAGAGUUAGAAGAUCAAUACCUGAAGAUUCAUGCCCAUUCAGACUAAGAGUUAGUUAUUCAGUCAAAUACAAAAAUUGGUCAGUCAAUAUAAUAAAACAUGAGCACAAUCUUUCAUUAUGUUCGAAUUUUGGUCUUGAAUCCCCACUUGAUCAUGAUUCAGUUGCAGCUGCUAAUGCUUAUGGUAAUCAAAGAACUAGACCUGGUUUGUCACAAAAGAGAUCAUAUUACAGUUCGACAACACCUUCUCCAAAUUAUUCAUCUUAUGCAAACUCACCAGUAUUAUCCUCCUCAACUACAAACACACCACAUGAAUUUCUUGAUUAUGAACCAUCUUUCAAGAAACCAAAACAUCAUGAUCAUUCUCCAUUGUUUAACGAAAUAGAUCCAUUGGAUUCAACACCAUUGGAACUAUCAUCAUUACCAAGAUCUUUACAAAAUUCAAAUCUUCCAAUUGAUGCAAUCAAUUUACAUGAUGAUUUGAAUUUUAUUUAUGCUGGUGGUUCAGCUUCAGAUGCUUUGGCUGGCCAAAAUACCGAUGAUCUUUCAACUGAUCCAUUAUCUGAUAAUUUCCCAUUCUCCAAUGAUGCUAUGAUUAAAACCUCAUUAGCCAAUUCAUUAUCAUCAGGUACAAACUCCACAACAUCAAAUUCGAUAUUUGAAAAUGCUCCAAUUCAUGAUGAUGGUUCAAAUACCCAUAGCUUGCAAUUAUUUAACAAUGAUUUUGAAAAACUUUACAAUUCAUCACUCCACUUACAAGGAACUUCAACUCAUUCAAACAAUAACUCUUUGAAUAUCAAACAAGAGGAGAUCCAGGAUAAUGAUCCACUGAUGUAUUUGUUAAGUUCGACAAACUCUAAUUAUAGUUUUGAAGAAUUGGAGAAUUUGGAUAAAGCUAUGGGUAUUGAUGCUAAUGAUAAGAUUUUGAUGUCUAUGUUUCAAGGUAUUUGA
This is a messenger RNA of Hansenula anomala, 1200 nucleotides long. RefSeq names its product Aft2p (gene AFT2). NCBI's taxonomy places the organism in Eukaryota, Fungi, Ascomycota, Saccharomycetes, Phaffomycetales, Wickerhamomycetaceae. The transcript has a single exon. The record is from RefSeq and is a predicted model, not a curated record. Gene Ontology annotation, molecular function: DNA-binding transcription factor activity, RNA polymerase II-specific. Bases 1 to 1200 code for a protein of 399 amino acids.